CCCAUCCAACCCACCCAUCUUCCUUCUUCUAUUCUCUCUUCUCCUCUCCUCCUCUCUCUCUCUCCCACCUUCCCCUCCUUCCCCAGGGAUCGAGGAAGAGAACAAGAAGAAGUGACGUCAAAGGAAACAAGCUCUUCCUAAAAAGGUAACAGAGAAGCCAAAGGAGAAGAAGAGCAGAAGAGGAGACGGAAAAAAAAGUGCAUGGAGUCUGCCCCUGGCCAUUCAGGUGUGGGUGAGGGCUCCUCCUCCUCCCCCCGGCGUGAGCCGACCCCAGCAUCGAGUCAACCGCCUCCGGCACCAGCUCCGGCGCCGCCGAGCAGGUACGAAUCGCAGAAGAGACGGGACUGGAACACGUUCCUGCAGUACCUGCGCAACCACAAGCCGCCGCUGACGCUGGCUCGCUGCAGCGGCGCCCACGUGAUCGAAUUCCUGCGGUACCUUGACCAGUUCGGGAAGACCAAGGUCCACAACGCCGGUUGCACCUUCUUCGGCCAACCCAACCCGCCGGGCCCCUGCGCUUGCCCUCUAAAGCAGGCCUGGGGCUCCCUCGACGCUCUCAUAGGCCGCCUGCGAGCUGCCUACGAGGAGAGCGGCGGCCGCCCGGAGGCGAAUCCCUUCGCCGCCCGCGCCGUCCGCAUCUACCUCCGCGAGGUCCGGGAAAGCCAGGCCAAGGCUCGCGGCGUCCCCUACGAGAAGAAGAAGCGGAAGCGCCAGCCUCCCGCCGCGGCCGCCGGGGGCGGACAGGCUACUGGAGCAGGAGAGUCUUCUGCUUCUUCUUCUUCUUCCGCCGCCGCCGCCGCCACCACCGCCGCUUCUGGGAGUGGUUCGGUGGGUGGAAAGGGAUCCGAUGCUCCGCCAGGUGGUUCUCCUUCUUCUUGAGUAUAGAUCCUCCUCACUCUCUAUUUCUUGCUUCUGUUUUUUGUUAUUAUUAAGGUGGGUUUCGUAAGAUAGGAGUUUUAUUGUUAUUGCUAUUGGCGAUCCUCUCGAUCGAUACUUCUGAUGACGCCGUGGGGAAGGAUUUCCAGAAAAGAAGAGAGUUGACAUCUCUUUCUCUUUUCUAUCUCUCUAUUUCUUUCUUUCAAGUGAUGAAUGGUGAGUUUGAUUAAUUGGCGAUAAUUGGUUUUGUUCUUUUGCUUU
Molecule: messenger RNA, 1137 nt
Organism: Elaeis guineensis (African oil palm)
Lineage: Eukaryota; Viridiplantae; Streptophyta; Magnoliopsida; Arecales; Arecaceae
Product: protein LIGHT-DEPENDENT SHORT HYPOCOTYLS 5
Biological process (GO): mRNA transcription; response to light stimulus
Cellular component (GO): nucleus
Source: RefSeq, a predicted model, not a curated record